This is a messenger RNA of Labrus mixtus (cuckoo wrasse), 1912 nucleotides long. It is a transcript of the gene atg14, whose product is annotated as autophagy related 14. Gene Ontology annotation, biological process: mitophagy; cellular response to starvation; autophagosome assembly. The record is from RefSeq and is a predicted model, not a curated record. Lineage: Eukaryota; Metazoa; Chordata; Actinopteri; Labriformes; Labridae. The coding region runs from base 431 to 1894 and encodes 487 amino acids. The transcript has 10 exons. Gene Ontology annotation, cellular component: autophagosome; extrinsic component of omegasome membrane; phosphatidylinositol 3-kinase complex, class III.
AAAGCCUCCAAUCGAGAGCUAUAUGUCUACACGUGUACAACACCACGCUAGAGAAAACGACUGGGCCUUAAACUGGGAUAGGCUUUAUUUUAACUGUAGAUAUACUGCAUAUACUUCCACUCUGACAUUUAUGUAAUGAAUAUUCGGUUCGCUCGGCCCGCCCACCACACGACGUCAGCACAUAAACAAACCCGUCACGUUCCAGAGGAAACCGGAAGUGUCGGAGUGUGUCUGCAGAUGAAAACAAAAACAGUUGCUGUAGAGCUCGUAAGAGUUUGAUAAUACCUGUGUCAGGUAAAUGACGGACUGUUUAAUAUCCAGAGGAUCAUCAUGGAGCACACACAGCGCGCUGAGUGACGUCACCCAUCACCUGAAGACAGCCUGAACGUUGGAUUAGCCUGUUAGCUCUGUUAGCUUAGCCCACCUCCCCAUGGCGUCCUCCGCGGGACUCCCCCCUAUCGGUCCCGACCGUGCGGCUUCAUCCCCCGGGCCUCACUCCGCCGGGAGGCCGCCUCUCCGCCCUCAUCUCUCCGCUCCGGCCCACUCCUCCCCGGGCUGCGUCUUGCUGGUGGAGUCGGUGGAUGACGCGGAGGGUCUGUCGGUGGCGGUGGAGCGGUGCCCCCUGUGCAGUUCGUCCCGCCGCAGGCUCACUUGUGCCCGCUGCGUGCAGGCCGGAGACUUUGUGUACUUCGACGGCAGGAACACGGAGAGAUACACAGAGAAGCUGCAGCGUCUAAAGGAGCUGCAGGUGGAGAAGGAGCAGCUGCAGCACAGAGUGAUUCACCACAUGGACAGGAAGCUGCAGGCCGACCACAUGAAAUGGAAGAUCAUGUCUUGUAAGAUGAAGAUUGAGCAGCUGAAGGAGGCGGUCGCCAUGGGCAACGAGGAGGAAAAGAGCGAUAAGGAGCUGCUCCUGCGCUCCCAGGAGGAGUGUCAGCGGCUGCAGCGGCGUGCAGGCCGUCACCAGGAGAAACGGGAUAAAAUCGAGCGUCACAACCGUCGUCUUGGAGACCUGCUGGAACGACGCAGCCGGGAGCUGCAGAGCCGCCUGACUCAGCUCGCUGCUCUGAGACGAGAACACAUCCAGGAGCUCAGCACACACAUGUUCCCCCUGCAGGAGGAGAAGCAGGAGCGCAGAGACCCCGCAGAUGUGGUUGCAGAGUGUGACCCCGCACUGACCUCCAGCACGGUAAGCGAGCUGGCCGAGGCUCGUAGGACCACCUACCUUUCAGGACGCUGGAUCUGGGAUGACCAGAAUGGAGAAACCAGCAUCAGCAUCACCGGACCCCCUGUCAGCCUGCCCAGCAACGGAGACUGCUCUGCCUACUACACCUGGGUGGAGGAGAAAAGCACCAAUCAGGGUCCAGAGUUGGACCACAUUAACCCAGCUCACACCAUCAGCGCCGCUCUCUGCUACGCCACGCAGCUUGUCACCAUCUUGUCUCAUAUCCUGGACAUCAACCUGCCCAAGAAGCUCUGUAACAGUGAGUUCUGUGGAGAGAACCUGAGCAGGUACCGCUUCACCCGAGCUCUGAGCAAGCUCAACACCAACAUCCUGCACUUGUGCUUCUCUCAGCAUGUCGACAGUGAGAAGCUCCAUCCACAUCACACUCUAAGGAACAUCAUGUUCCUGGUUGCCCCCGACAACGACAACCUGGGCAGGACGGGACCAUUCGAGGUGAGUGCUGACCUGGAGGAGUCGAUGGAGUUUGUGGAGCCAGAGGCGGCAGGGCCAGCCGAGGAGAGCGGGGAUGAGGUUGUGACGGACGAGGAGACGGACCUGGGGACGGACUGGGAGACCGUGCCAAGUCCACGAUUCUGUGACAUCCCUUCACAGGUAAAUCUUGCGCUGUGUGUGAGCAGCUCUCCACGGUGUGAUAAGUUUGAGGAUUAGUUGAGGGUUGACCGGUUG